AUGCGUUUAUCGACGCAUGGCUUCGGAAUAACCGGACAGCGACAUGUAAGCAUAAUCUUUUAUUAUAUUAAAUCACGACGCUGUAUUAAACUUGACUUUGAGGAACGGAUAUUUCACGAGCUUGUCGCUGAGAAGGAGAAGUACAAGGACAUCGGCGACGACCUUGACACGGCCUUCGUGGAACUUAUCCUCAAGGAAUAA
This is a messenger RNA of Danaus chrysippus (African queen), 201 nucleotides long. Lineage: Eukaryota; Metazoa; Arthropoda; Insecta; Lepidoptera; Nymphalidae. The record is from the annotation of a GenBank genome assembly.